AUGUUGAUUGGGGGAGGGCUAAUCCAGUUUGCAGCUGUCGUAGACCAAUGAUGAAUCACCUUUCCGUCAUUUGGCCGUGCUCCUCUUGCUCGGGGAGGAGGGAGGACCUGGCGGAGGAAACAACAGUGGAACAGGGUUGCGGCUUGCACUCGCGCACACACACACACAUGUACACACACACGGGGAGACAAUGCGCGCCUCUGUUCCCUCUGCCGGUCUCCCCUUCUUCCCAUUCUGCUGCAGAAUAACAAUAAUGUUUUCUCAGACAAGCCUUUUUGUGUCAUGGAUGGCUCUGGACUGUGACUUUGAGCUGCAGUAACAAGGAGUGACAUUGUCUGUGCUGGGGGCAGGUGGAGGCAGCGUGAGGAGGAAGAGAGUGGGGUUUGGGAGGACUCAGAGCCACCUAGGUCCAGGUAAGAGCACGGUUGACUCAGUGCCAGCUGCAUCAGAACUACUUUGACUCUCUGUCAACUUCUGUCGGUGCAGUGUGUGUUUGCUGCUUAGAGGUGACAACGUCAGCUAAUGUCAAAAAGUGUUUUUUGUUUUAAAGUUUAAGAAAUAGAAAUAAGUUUGUUCCAUCCUGCAGCUCUGCAGGUCUGUUGGCUGUGAUAUUUUAGGAGAAAUGUAAAUUGAUAAACCUUUGGGAAUUUGUAAUGCAGCGUCUAUUAUUGGAGCAUGUGUGAAGAUGAUUGAAUUACCGACUUUUAUCCUGUUUGACUUAGGGAAAAAAAAAUAUAUAUAUAUAUAUACUUGUUAAAUCCAAAUAAAUUAAACUACAGGACACAGCUGCUUCUGGCAAACUCUGUUGUAAAGUAUCAUAAUAUCACAACAACGUAAUCUUAAAUGCUGUCAGCGUCUAUCAUAAUUUCAUCUUUUUAGCUCGUAAUUCCGCUCCUUUUUUGCCAUCUGAUAGCACAUGGGAUAUUCACAUUCACUCGAGUCUCACUUAUCUUUGUGGCCUUGUGUAAAAGGCCAAUGUUUACCGAUAGCAGAGAUACAGGGAACCUCUGGAAUAUAAUUGGAAAUGGCAGCGUAAUGUACAAAAACGUUUUGUCCUAAUUUCAUUAACUCGCCGUUUGCAAAAGGAGGAACGGUGGCAGAGACAAAUGGAGUCUGGAGUUUGUGUGUCUGUCUCUCAGUCGUUCCUGUUGCCUUCUCCCUCCACUGCGUCGUUGUCUGCUGAUCUGAUCUCUCUCUCUCUCUUUUUUUUUAUCCCAGCACACGAGUGAGCAGAUAGAAUAAUGUUUUCAGUGGCGUGGUCCUUUUUGUGUAAACACAGCAACAAUUAAGGAGCUUGCCAGAGCAAACACAUGCCUCAUGAGCUUCUCAUCUGCCCCAUCACUGAGGCAUGGGCUCUUAUAAUCAAGCAGAGUGCAGCCACUUUUAACGCAGGCACAUUAAGCGUCGCCUCAGAGCAGCAGAAACAUCUGUUAACAGUCUGGGAUACCACACAACACCAUAUACACUUUAGGCCAUUUUUACUCCCAAACUCACCAGAGUAAACCGAUAGUAAACUCUGUGUGUGUGUGUGUUUGUGUGUGUGUGUAGAAGAGACAGUGACUUGUUUUACUCUUGUCAAAAUGUUUAUUUCAUAGUGUGUAAAUGCCUCCAUUUUAUUUCUGCAUCUGUGUGUUUUCCACGUCACUAAGUUGUAAUCUCCCGUUCAGAAGGCCUCGGUGUAAACUGCUGAUUUCUAUUUGUAUUCAUGUUGCACUUUUAACAUGAUGCAUUUGCAGCGUCUCUCUCUCGCUCUUUCUCUCUCUCUGUGCCUUUAUUUAUUCAAAUCUGUGCACAGGCGUGUUAUGCACAUUGUGUGCAGAGAGUUGCGUAUCAGAGCAGAGUGUCUUCCCUGAAACCGGAGCGAUAUGUGUAAUUUGAUUUGCUUUGUGUUUGUGUGUGUGUGUGUGUGUCUUGUCAGGUACAAGGAAAUGCAGGAUCUAGCCAGUCCUCACAGCCGAGUAAGUGGAAGCAGUGAAUCUCCUAAUGGUCCCAACCUCGACAAUUCACACAUCAAUAACAAUUCCAUGACACCCAAUGGCACUGAAGGUGAUAACAUCACAAUGCUUACCACUGCAGACUGGUUGUUAGGUUCUAACUCACAGUCCGCUGCAGUUAAAACCGAGCCAAUGAGCAGCAGUGAAAUCCCCACCUCAGUCGCAGAUACUUCCCUGGAUAGUUUCUCAGGAUCAGCUAUUGGAACCAGUGGCUACAGCCCAAGACAAACUCACCAGUUCUCUCCGCAGAUUUAUCCUUCCAACAGAACGUAUCCACAUAUUCUUCCCACCCCUUCAUCCCAAAAUAUGGCUGCGUAUGGGCAGACGCAGUACACCACAGGAAUGCAGCAGGCCGCAGCUUAUGCUAGCUACCCCCAGCCUGGCCAGCCCUACGGCAUCCCAGCUUAUGGCAUAAAGACAGAGGGGGGUCUGAGUCAGUCCCAGUCCCCUGGACAAACCGGCUUCCUCAGCUACGGCUCUGGAUUCACCACGCCACAGACGGGGCAGGCGCCCUACAGCUACCAGAUGCAAGGUGGCACUUUCACAACAACGUCCGGACUGUACGCAGGAAACAACUCCCUCACAAACUCCAAUGGCUUCAACAACACGCAACAGGAAUACCCAAGUUACCCCACCUUCGGUCAGGGCCAGUACGCUCAGUAUUACAACAGCUCGCCGUACACGUCUCCCUACAUGACGAGUAAUAACACCAGCCCCAGCACACCCUCCACCACCACCACCUACACCCUUCAAGAGCCACCCGCUGCCAUCACCAGCCAAGCCCUAACAGACAACUCAGCAGGAGAGUACAGUACCAUCCACAGCCCAUCAACCCCCAUUAAAGAUUCAGAUUCAGAUCGAUUGCGCCGGGCCUCGGAUGGAAAGUCACGUGGCCGGGGGAGAAGGAACAACAACCCAUCACCGCCGCCCGACUCUGACCUUGAGAGAGUUUUCAUCUGGGACUUGGAUGAAACAAUCAUCAUUUUCCAUUCCUUGCUUACGGGUUCCUACGCCAACAGAUAUGGACGGGACCCACCGACAUCUGUAUCAUUAGGUCUGAGGAUGGAAGAAAUGAUCUUCAACUUGGCCGACACGCACUUGUUCUUCAACGACUUAGAGGAAUGUGACCAGGUCCACAUCGAUGACGUGUCCUCUGAUGACAACGGCCAGGAUCUGAGCACGUAUAACUUCGGCGCCGAUGGCUUCCACGCAGCAGCGACCAGCGCCAACCUAUGUUUGGCCACAGGCGUGCGCGGAGGCGUGGACUGGAUGAGAAAACUGGCCUUCCGCUACAGACGAGUAAAAGAAAUCUACACCACCUACAAAAAUAACGUUGGAGGUCUGCUGGGCCCAGCCAAGAGGGAAGCCUGGUUGCAAUUGCGAGCAGAAAUUGAAGCCCUGACGGACUCCUGGUUAACACUGGCACUGAAAGCACUAACAUUAAUCCACUCAAGGUCAAACUGUGUGAAUAUUCUGGUGACCACCACGCAGCUCAUCCCGGCCCUGGCUAAGGUUUUGCUCUACGGCUUGGGAAUCGUCUUUCCUAUCGAGAAUAUUUAUAGCGCAACCAAAAUAGGGAAGGAGAGCUGCUUCGAGCGAGUUAUUCAGAGGUUUGGGAGGAAAGUUGUUUACAUUGUUGUCGGAGAUGGAGUGGAAGAGGAGCAAGGCUCCAAAAAGCACAACAUGCCCUUCUGGAGGAUCUCCAGCCAUUCAGACCUCAUGGCCCUCCACCACGCUCUAGACCUGGAGUACUUGUAGCACUGCACCACCGUCGGUCCGUCCUGCUCCACCCCAGCACACGAUGCAACCUUUUCUCUC
Messenger RNA from Cynoglossus semilaevis (tongue sole), 3812 nucleotides. RefSeq names its product EYA transcriptional coactivator and phosphatase 1 (gene eya1). The coding region runs from base 1866 to 3752 and encodes 628 amino acids. Gene Ontology annotation, molecular function: protein tyrosine phosphatase activity. The transcript is spliced from 17 exons. Lineage: Eukaryota; Metazoa; Chordata; Actinopteri; Pleuronectiformes; Cynoglossidae. The record is from RefSeq and is a predicted model, not a curated record. Gene Ontology annotation, biological process: multicellular organism development; negative regulation of extrinsic apoptotic signaling pathway in absence of ligand; positive regulation of DNA repair. Gene Ontology annotation, cellular component: nucleus.